CGUGCGGGGCGUUUCCGGGAAGAUGGCGACUGUCGAAGUAGCUGAGGAACCGGUAACGGUGGUGGCGGCGGCUGGACCAAAGGCAAAGGACGAAGAGGAGGAAGAAGAGGAGUCACUGCCACCGUGCGAGGCGGUGCGCUGGGCCCCGGUGGGGGCGGUGGCGGAGGCCGGUCCUGGGACUACUGCGUUCUCAGAAGAGGCGGCUACCGAGGAUCCCAGCGCGACCCCGGGCUCCCCUCCCGACUCGCCCGGCCGGACACUGCGGCGGCUGCGGGCUGAGCGGCGGCGGCUGGACUCCGCGCUGCUCGCGCUGUCCUCGCACUUCGCGCAGGUGCAGUUCCGCUUGCGCCAGGUGGUGCGUGGGGCGCCGGCGGAGCAGCAGCGCCUCCUGCGCGAGCUCGAAGACUUUGCCUUUCGCGGUUGCCCGCAUGUCCUGGGAUACUGGGGGCCCGAGGAUCCCACCAGCGACGAGGGCGACGUGCUGCCGGGGAACCGGCCGCAGUUGCGGGGCGAGGACCAGAGUGAGCAGGAGAAACGGGAACGUCUGGAAACCCAAAGGGAGAAGCAGAAGGAACUGAUACUGCAGCUCAAAACCCAGCUGGACGACCUGGAGACGUUCGCCUACCAGGAGGGCAGCUACGAUUCCCUGCCGCAGUCCAUGGUCUUGGAAAGGCAGCGGGUGAUCAUAGAUGAGUUAAUAAAGAAACUGGACAUGAAUCUGAAUGAGGACAUCAGCGCACUGUCCACUGAAGAGCUUCGGCAGCGUGUGGAUGCAGCUGUGGCUCAGAUCGUAAACCCGGCCCGAGUGAAAGAACAGUUGGUUGAGCAGCUGAAAACUCAGAUCCGAGACCUCGAGAUGUUCAUCAGUUUCAUCCAAGAUGAAGUGGGAAGCCCACUGCAGGCAGACAGUGGGCACUGUGAGUGCAAGGCCAGUGGGAAGACAGGAAAUGGCUCCACCAGAACUGGCAGCAACAGACUGCCUUCCGGAAACAGCACAGCAAAGGCAGAAGACGUGAAGAGAGUUCAGGAGACGGGGCUGCACCUGAUGCGGCGGGCGCUGGCAGUGCUCCAGAUGUUUGCUGUCAGCCAGUUUGGUUGCACCACGGGCCAGAUCCCACAGAGCCUGUGGCCAAGGGGCCAGGCUGACAGGGACUAUACCCCCUUACUGAAGAGGCUGGAGGUGUCCGUAGACAGAGUGAAGCAGCUAGCCUUAAGGCAUCAGCCGCACGACCAUGUAAUCACCUCUGCCAACCUCCAGAACCUCUCUCUGGGAGGCAAAGACGAGCUGACUAUGGCAGUGCGGAAGGAGCUGACAGUGGCCAUCAGGGACCUGCUGGCCCACGGACUGUACGCCUCCUCCCCGGGGAUGAGCCUCGUCUUGGCCCCCAUUGCUUGUCUGCUGCCAGCCUUCUCCUCGGCCCCCGAGGCCAUGCAUCCCUGGGAGCUCUUCGUGAAGUACUACCACGCUAAGAACGGCCGUGCUUUUGUGGAAUCCCCAGCCCGGAAGCUCUCCCAGUCCUUUGCGCUGCCUGUUACAGGAGGCUCUGUUGUGACCCCCAAGCAGAGCCUCCUGACAGCCAUCCACAUGGUGCUGACAGAACAUGACCCCUUUAAGUGCAGCGCAGACUCAGAGUUGAAGGCCUUGGUGUGCAUGGCACUGAAUGAGCAGCGUCUCGUGUCCUGGGUGAACCUCAUCUGCAAGUCGGGCUCACUCAUUGAGCCACACUACCAGCCCUGGAGCUACAUGGCGCACACAGGUUUUGAGAGUGCCCUCAACCUGCUUAGUCGCCUUAGUAGCCUCAAGUUCAGCCUCCCUGUCGACCUGGCUGUGCGCCAGCUCAAAAACAUCAAAGACGCCUUUUGAUGAGCAUGCCCUGGCCCUGCCCCAGCACCUUGCUCAAUAAAGACAGAUGGUUAGGCUUCUGAGAUAGGAGGAGAGAGCAGGAGGAACAGUUAAAGAUGUUCUCUCUGGCCAGAUGACUGCCAAGUCUGCCUUCCCUGCUAGCUUGGCAUCUCAGAAAGAAAUUCUGAGACUCUCUUAUAUAAAGGUCCUUCCCUGGUGUGUAACCACAGUGUACAUGUUGCACAUGUAUUUGAGCCUAUACAAAAGAAAUCAGUCCUGGCAUACUGUUAAUGCACCAACUCCCGAUGCCAAGUCCGACUUUUAGAAAGUCCAGGUUUCUCUAACCAUUCUCUUAAUGAUGGUAAGGGACGACGACAUGAGUGAGUUUUUGGUCUGGGAAGACAUUUGAAUUGAGGUUCCUAUAAAUCAAGUUGGGGGCCAGGGUCAGGAGAGGCUGUGUAUGUAUAUUCCGUAGCUGCCUCUAAAGCCAGCAAUGUGGGAAUAUUAGGAGAAUAGCAUUUCUAAGAGCGUUAACCACCAGUUAAUUUUAAUGAGCCCUUUUUCAUACGGAGGUAAGAACCGAAGUCUGCUCCUAAUGAGGUGGUCCCCCUCUCACGGCACAGACAACGACAGUGGUGCGGUUUCAGGAGGGUUUACAAGGAAGGACAUCCACCACCUGGUACCGUGUUUGUGGCAGGUGAUCUUUCCUCUGUGCACCUCCUAACGAGACGCUGGCAGGCUUCUCAGGAGCAGAUGCAUUAGAGGUGUACUUCUCAAGAGAACCCUUGCCACCGAGUCAGGUGUGGCUAGGAAAACACAUCAGUGACCAGCAGUGCCUCCCUCCUGGGCGGAGACUCCCUUUGUCCUGGAGGCUGGAUGAUGGAGGUCUGGUCGUGUGUUAAGCACUGCAGCAGGGGUGGGAACAUGACACGUGGCUGCUGAUGGACAAGGGAGGGGCUGAGCACUUCAUCGUAAAACCGACUCUAGAGCAGUCCCAUUCGGUCCUCAGCGUGUCAGCCGUUUUAGCUCACGUUUGCCAUUCAGCCUACAUACUACUCCAGGACCGACCAGAGUCGGGCAGAGUGUUACCACGUUUUCGGAAACCCAGCAGGCUCCCAGCACUACUGAUUCAGCAUGUUUCAUGUGUUAAAUUGCCAGCUGCACUUUACCUGUGCACCGUUAUUUGGUGCAUUUUAACUUAAUUUUUUUUCAGCAACAUUAAGAUGUAUUGUUGAAAAUUUAUUAGAAUUAGUUUUUCUGUGUGAAGCAGAAUAAAUGUAAAUAUUACGGAAAAUUA
Molecule: messenger RNA, 3140 nt
Organism: Artibeus jamaicensis (Jamaican fruit-eating bat)
Lineage: Eukaryota; Metazoa; Chordata; Mammalia; Chiroptera; Phyllostomidae
Gene: RUNDC1
Product: RUN domain containing 1
Exons: 5
Coding region: 23-1864 (613 amino acids)
Source: RefSeq, a predicted model, not a curated record